This is a messenger RNA of Neltuma alba, 1206 nucleotides long. RefSeq names its product U1 small nuclear ribonucleoprotein A. Gene Ontology annotation, molecular function: RNA binding. NCBI's taxonomy places the organism in Eukaryota, Viridiplantae, Streptophyta, Magnoliopsida, Fabales, Fabaceae. The record is from RefSeq and is a predicted model, not a curated record. Bases 104 to 829 code for a protein of 241 amino acids. The transcript is spliced from 5 exons.
UAAACCCUACAUCGUCCUCGUUGAAGUCCCUUGGAGUCGCUGACUGAUUUGAAAGCGAGUCGGGCAUCCGAACCUUCACUAGAGGAGAGGUCGGAACUGAAGGAUGUCGGAAGUCAGUGCGGGCCCUGAAACACCACCCAACAUGACCAUCUACAUCAACAACCUUAACGAGAAGAUUAAGCUUGACGAGCUGAAGAAAUCGUUGCACGCUGUUUUCUCCCAGUUCGGCAAGAUACUGGAGGUGUUAGCUUUCAAGACUCUCAAGCACAAAGGUCAGGCUUGGGUUGUGUUUGAGGAUGUAUCCUCUGCUUCCAAUGCGCUUAGGCAAAUGCAAGGUUUCCCGUUUUAUGAUAAGCCCAUGAGAAUACAGUAUGCAAAGACUAAAUCAGAUGUAAUAGCAAAAGCAGAUGGCACUUUUGUUCCCAGAGAAAAACGCAAGAGGCACGAUGAGAAAGGCAAGAAAAGGAAGGACCAACAUGAUGCAAAUCAAGCUGGAAUGGGAAUCAAUCCUGCAUAUGGUGGUACAUAUGGUGCAACGCCUCCUAUCGCUUAUCCAGGUGGUGCAAAAUCUAUGGCUCCUGAGGCUCCUGCACCGCCCAAUAAUAUUCUCUUUGUUCAGAACCUUCCCACUGAGACAACUCCCAUGAUGUUGCAAAUGCUUUUUCUUCAAUAUCCUGGUUUCAAGGAAGUUAGAAUGGUGGAAACAAAACCAGGUAUUGCUUUUGUGGAGUAUGGAGACGAGAUGCAAUCCACGGUGGCAAUGCAGGCUCUCCAAGGCUUCAAGAUUACCCCGCAGAACCCUAUGUUGAUAACUUAUGCCAAAAAAUAGGUUUUUUGUGCUCUGCUAGAGAGAGGCCACCAUCAUAGGUCUAAUCCACAGCUUGAACUUAGUCAUCCGCCAAAUGGAAGCCUUCAUAUUCCCGGUUGCUGUAUCCUGAAAAAAGUCGCAGUUCCUGUAUGAAUGUAGUUAAGAGUAAUUUGAUCAUUUUUGCGGUUAUCUUCGAACUAACGGUUACGAGUUUAUUCCUGUAUGCGACAUGCUCAUACUGGACUGCAUCUCUCGAAGAAUAUAUUGGGUGUUUGAGACCAUCACUAUAUCUACAUAUGAUGUAAAUUCUUCAAGAAACCGUAUUAUUUUAAAGUUCUGUAUACUGUGAUGGUGUGACUCAUUUUAGAUUUUAGAUACGGGAGGUGUUUAGAUGGAAA